Molecule: messenger RNA, 201 nt
Organism: Pseudogymnoascus verrucosus
Lineage: Eukaryota; Fungi; Ascomycota; Leotiomycetes; Thelebolales; Thelebolaceae
Exons: 2
Coding region: 1-201 (66 amino acids)
Source: RefSeq, a predicted model, not a curated record
AUGGCCCUGGCUAUGCACGCUGCCUUUAACUACGACGUACCAGGUCCCGUAGGCGCCGUGCAGCAGCUAGUCGAGUUUAUCCUUCUCGAAGACGAAGAGUUUACAGGAUCAUGUUAUUUGUGCCCGCCGUCGGCCGAGGAAAGGGCUGAAACGAUGCAGCUUAAACGUCCGGACUUGUAUCAUGCCGCUGACGCGUUUUAG